Messenger RNA from Nilaparvata lugens (brown planthopper), 3508 nucleotides. RefSeq names its product retinoblastoma-binding protein 5 homolog. Gene Ontology annotation, cellular component: Set1C/COMPASS complex. Lineage: Eukaryota; Metazoa; Arthropoda; Insecta; Hemiptera; Delphacidae. Gene Ontology annotation, molecular function: protein binding. The record is from RefSeq and is a predicted model, not a curated record. The coding region runs from base 477 to 1889 and encodes 470 amino acids. The transcript is spliced from 10 exons.
UGAGAGGGUGUUGGGUGCGUGAGAGGGUUAGAUUUUUGUUUUUGAAUGCAACAUGCUAUCAUAAUUCGAAAUGAAUAAUAGUUAAAAGGUAGAAAGCUUGCAUAUCAGAACAUGUUUCAUUUGUGUAAUAUAGUUUGGCUACACUUCAUCUUAUGAUUUUCGUGAAUGCGAUAUUUUGCCCAUUGACAAUAUCGACUUUUUAAGGUCGACUUUAAUUUUCGAGGGAAAUUGGCCUUCUUAAUUCCCCAAGUCCUAACCUAAAAUAAAAUCUGAGUCUGAGGAGCUUUAGUAAUGAACUUGGCAUUAGGGAUUUUGAAAUAUAAUCCGUAGGUUGCAUAUUCAAAUCUUCUUUUAUACAGAUUUAUUUUAUGAUUUGUCACUUCAUCAUAAUAUUUUGUGGAACAUCUGGUUUAUUACUCCUAGUUGUAGAGAGCAAGCAGUUUCGAUUUACAUGCAGUGACUAGCUGUAUACAAAUAUGAAUCUUGAACUUUUAGAAUCGUUUGGACAGAAUUAUCCAGAGGAGUUUGAUGGAUCCUUGGACUGCAUCUCUCUCGCAGUCACUUGCUCCUUCAAUAAGCGAGGAACUUUACUCGCUGUUGGAUGUAAUGAUGGACGUAUUGUGAUUUGGGAUUUUUUAACAAGAGGCAUUGCAAAAAUUAUAAGCGCACACAUGCAUCCAGUUUGCUCCAUCAGUUGGUCGAGAACCGGGCACAAACUGCUCAGUGCAUCAACUGACAAUACUGUGUGCGUUUGGGAUGUUAUGAGUAGUGACUGUGAACUGAAAUAUAGAUUUCCAUCGCCAGUCCUACAGGUUCAAUUCCAUCCAAGAAAUACGUCAAAAUUUCUGGUUUGUCCCAUGAAACAUGCAGCUGUAAUUGUGGAAACAGAUGGACAUCAUAAAGUUGUGCCUUUGGAUGAUGAGAAUGACUUGUCUAUUGUUGCUUCUUUCGACCGAAGAGGUACCUAUGUAUAUACUGGUAAUUCUAAAGGGAAGAUUCUUAUACUAUCGAUGCCAGAUUUAGAGGUGAAGGCAUCUUUCAGGAUAACAGCCAGUGCAUCUGCUGUGAAGAGCAUUGAAUUUGCUCGGAGAGGAGAAUGCUUCUUGGUGAACACUGCUGAUAGGAUAAUCCGAGUAUAUAACAGUCAAGAUGUUCUAUCUGCUGAGAAAGGCACUGAUCCUGAACCUAUCCAAAAACUGCAAGAUUUAGUUAAUAAAACUAUGUGGAAAAAAUGCUGUUUUUCUGGCGAUGGUGAAUAUGUUUGCGCAGGUUCUGCAAGGCAACAUGCUUUGUAUAUUUGGGAGAAGAGUAUUGGAAAUCUGGUCAAAAUUCUGCAUGGCCCCAAAGGAGAAAUUCUGCUUGAUGCAGUUUGGCAUCCCGUACGUCCGAUAAUCGCAUCGAUCUCAAGCGGCCUUGUCUCUGUGUGGGCGCAAAACCAAGUGGAGAACUGGUCAGCUUUCGCGCCCGACUUCAAAGAAUUGGACGAGAAUGUGGAAUAUGAAGAGCGCGAGUCCGAAUUCGACAUCAGCGACGAAGAUAGAUCAGUAACAGCUGGAUCAGACAAGAUCGAUGAGGACCUGCAGGUCGAUGUGGUCAGUGUAGAACCUGUUCCGGCUUUCUGCAGCUCCGAUGAGGAAAUAGAAGAGGACAGUGUGUUGCAGUUCUUGCCAAUCGCCCCCGAGGUUGAGGAGCCUGAGGAGGGUGCAGCUGCUGCCCUCAAUCUGCCCAGUCACGACAGUACUGAAUCCGAUAAAAAGCCCAAACAUGUGUAUGAUAUCAAACUGCAGAGCUCUGUAGAAGAACAACAUCCAUUACUGAGCGUCAAAGGUGAAAAGCGUCAAACGUAUGGAGCCAAGAAAAAUGCUACCAAGAGGAAAUUCAACCAGUGAAUAGAUAUUAUGGGUCCAGUUCCUUAUCAUUUCUAAAACUAUUAUAUGAGCCAUUUAAAAGACAAGAAAUCUCAUAAAUGAUUUAGAAAUAUUUUUGUCCAUGAAUUAUUUGUAUAAAAAUCGGUUGAAUUUGUUGAUAUUUACCAUCUUAUAUAAAUAAGUGAAUGUUGAUGGUGUUGAAAGCUUUAAAAAUAUCAGGCAAUACAAUACAGUAUUUCAUUUAACCUUGAAACUAUUAAGUUUAAUAUGAGUGUCUUGCCUUUGAUGUAUGAAAAGUUUUACAACUUUUUUGUCUGAUUGCAUAAAGAUUUGCUCAAGAUAUAGUAUAUGGUAUGGAUAUACGAUAUUAUAAUAUACUGUAAAUAAGAUAUAAUUUUAUUAUCUUCACUCUUGUGUCUUGUCGUAGAUUAAUCUCACUAACUUUGGCACUAACCUCUUGAAAAAUCACUCAGAGAAUUUAUAUCUAUCUACUAUUGUUUAAAAAUAGAAACAUCAUGUAUGAUUUUAUAUCAUGAAAUGGCAAGUUGAUUAUUUUCAAUUGAAAUCAUCUUUUUUCUGUAGAAUAAGCAAAUUUAAUCAUUUGUUAAUUUAUCAUACUCAUUGUGAAAUAAGAUAAAUCCACUUCACAUCACAUUUACUGAAAUAUGAAUUUAAAAAAAUUAUUCCAGGAGCCGAUUUUCUUAUUAAUUGCAGUAUUUGCAUGAAUGGUUGGCUCUUGUCGUUUCUUUGCCCUCAUUAGUUGGUAAUUACGAAGUAAACUUGCAUUAUUUUAUCUAUUUCAAAUAUCUAUAAGUGUGCCGUAAUUGUCUCUUAUUCUACAUUUCAAGUAUCAAUGAGCAUGUUAUUCUCACACACAAAUUUUAGCACUUGUUAUCAUUAGUUAAGGAACUUGAAAACAGAUAUUUUAUUAUAAUGAUUUAUUUAACACACUCAUAAACACGAUUGAAAGAUACAAGUGAUGUGCUCUCUAGCACAUCUGAUUGACCUAGCAAGAACAAUACAGUGCUUAGGUCAGCAUUAGCUAGAGGUUUACCAAAUAUGUAAGUCCCCCCCCACCGCAACCCACUAAGUGUGAAGCUGCCCUUAGCUUUUAAAAAAAUGGACAUUAAUCGCAAGUUUAAUAAAUCAAGCAUCAAUAUUACUUGGCAAUUUUGUAUACAUUUUUUUUAGAAAAUUUGUAUACAAAUUUCCUUCCUUGGCUUUAGAAAAUUUGUGCCAAAUUAUUAUAAGAAUGGCUCUUAGUGGAGUCUGAUCAUCAAUAAUAUUGAAUUAUUGAAACGUUAUGUUUGUAGUAUGUAUCUGGUCACAACUAUAUCAGGCAUCUUCCUAUUUCCUAUACAUUUAGUUGAUGAACUAUAAUCUCAUUCUCCCAAAAUACGUUGCUAUAUCCAAACAAAUGAUUUUUGUUAUCUUUUUUUUUAAGUUGAGUUCUUUUGUUAAGAAAAAUAUUAAUAUUUUUGUUUUUGUCAGCACUGUGAAUAAUACAUGUAGUUACAUGUUCUGGAUUAUCAUUUUUUCAAGUUCAGUUCUUUUGUUAAGAAAAAAAUAGUAAUAUGUUUUUUUUGCCAGAACUGUGAAUAAUACAUGUAUUACAUUAAACAAUAAAAAACGAUCAACUA